This is a messenger RNA of Cornus florida, 423 nucleotides long. RefSeq lists its product as uncharacterized. The transcript has a single exon. Lineage: Eukaryota; Viridiplantae; Streptophyta; Magnoliopsida; Cornales; Cornaceae. Bases 1 to 423 code for a protein of 140 amino acids. The record is from RefSeq and is a predicted model, not a curated record.
AUGAAUCAAGAGUUGCUGAAAGAUGGGACUAUUGAGGAGUUGUGGGCUGCUUUAGCAAGUAUGGGGUCCUAUAAGGCACCAGGGCCAGAUGGUUUUACUCCAUUCUUCUUCAAAACAAAUUGGGAUACUCUAAAGUUUGAUCUUCCUCAAGGUUCUAAUUCCCUCUUACAUGGUGGUUUGCUUCCGACUAAUCUGAAUGCCACUAAUAUUGUCCUCAUUCCAAAGGGGAAACAUCCUACCCAAAUGUCUCAUUUUCGUCUGAUUUCCCUUUGUAAUGUGAUGUAUCAUUUAUUCUCUAAAACUAUUGCUAACCGACUCAAAUUUUUUCUGCCCCUUCUCAUCAGUGAAUCUCAGAGUGCUUUUGUUGCUCAUCGCCUUAUUCAUGACAAUAUUCUUCUGGCCAUGAUCUUUUGCAUGUUUUAA